Molecule: messenger RNA, 1822 nt
Organism: Gossypium raimondii (Peruvian cotton)
Lineage: Eukaryota; Viridiplantae; Streptophyta; Magnoliopsida; Malvales; Malvaceae
Product: NADPH-dependent aldehyde reductase-like protein, chloroplastic
Exons: 1
Coding region: 505-1488 (327 amino acids)
Source: RefSeq, a predicted model, not a curated record
UUGAAAAACCCCAGUUCAAUCGAUUUCUCAGCCGGUUCAACCGGUUCCCGUUCUACCCAAUUCAAAGCUGCUUUCCAAAAAGGUCCUGGCCGAUUCGUGAUCCAAUCGGUUCGGUCUGGUUCAAACAGCACUGGAUGGAGUAACAGUUAUUAAACAACAUGUGUAUCUUAAUCACUAUGCCAGUCCAUACCUUUUGAAAACCUCUUACAUCUGCUUGUUUGAACAUUAUGGUAUAUAUCUAUUUAUUAUUAAUAAAAAAAAUGUUGUGCUUCCCCAGUCAAAUAUACGUCAUGGAAUACGUGUACUCACUCACCAAACUGCCUUUUCUUUUGCUUUUGUUUUAUAGUGCAUUUAAAGUUCCCAGCUAAGCCAUGAAAGUGGGUGAUUUCUUCAAUACUAUAUUUAAAAUAUUCCUUUGCUGAAAUAACAUAAUAUGAUAUUCAUUGCUUUUCUCGAGCUUGUUCAAAGGUGGCAACUGCACCUAUUUUCAAGCUGAAUUAUUUAAUGGUUUAUGUCCUUUUCUGUUUCAACUCUGGCAAUGGGAGAAUGCAUUUUGCCAUAAAAAUUAGAACCUACUCUUUUCUAGUCAGAGGCUUGACUUUGCCGUAUGCAGAUAUAAAUACUGUAGCGAUCCAUCCAUUUUCAAUACCCCAACACAUCUCUUCAAGUUUCACCAUUCUUGCAGCUGAAACAAGCAUGGAAGUGUCACAAUCUUUGCUACCACUUAAGGACCGGGUAGCAAUAGUAACCGGUGGCUCUCGUGGAAUCGGCCAUGCCAUUGUCAACCACCUUCAUUCUCUAGGUGCAAGAGUGGCGAUCAAUUAUGCUUCGAAUUCAACACAAGCUGAUCUUUUGGCAUCGGAGUUAAACGCGUCGUGUACCACUGAUCAUCAUCCCCGAGCAGUUGCCAUCAAAGCCGAUGUUUCAGACCCCGAGCAAGUCAAGCUUCUCUUCGAUAAAACCGAGCAAGAAUUUGACUCCAAAAUACACAUCCUAGUCAACUGUGCUGGGAUAAUGGAUCAAAAAUACCCAACCUUAGCAAACACAGCAGUAGAGGAUUGGGAUAUGACAUUCAACAUCAACACCAAAGGAUCGUUCCUUUGUUGUCGCGAGGCAGCACGUCGGUUGACACGCGACGGCGGAGGAAGAAUCAUAAUGAUCUCGACAUCUUUGGUGGGAUCCCUCUUACCUGGAUAUGCAGCUUAUGUUGCUUCAAAAGCAGCUAUUGAGUCGAUGACAAAGAUUUUGGCUAAGGAACUCAAAGGCACAAAGAUAACAGCAAAUUGUGUUGCACCAGGGCCAAUAGCCACAGAACUGUUCUUUGCUGGUAAAACUGAAGAAACUAUACAGAGAUUUGUGGAUGGUUGCCCUCUAGGUCGAUUGGGUGAGCCAAAGGAUAUAGCAGGAAUUGUAGGGUUUUUAGCCAGUGAUGCUGGUGAGUGGACCAAUGGGCAGGUUAUUAGAGUCAAUGGAGGAGUAGUUGUGUAAACCACCAUACAGUCAAGAGGAGAGGGGUUCAUAGGUUGGGUCGAAUUUCAGCUUAUGAAAUUUUCAAAUCCCUUAUCCAAUCUUACUUGGACUGGAUUGAAGUAAAAACCACAUUGUUCGACGUUAGUUUCAGUCUUAUUGGAUUUAUUGGACCGGUUGAGUAAUCAAAUCCAUGGACAAGUCUAUUUGUUGUUGUCACUUUUUCUUUUCUUUUUUUCUUUUUGUUCUUGAGGAUUUGGUUAAAUUGUUAUUUGUAUAUCUCAUUGUAAAAUGGUACUUAAAAAGAUGUCUGAUGAUAAAUUUAAGGCAGUAAAAUUUGAUUCAACUUUAAAAA